Messenger RNA from Fusarium musae, 1761 nucleotides. RefSeq lists its product as uncharacterized. The transcript has 3 exons. The record is from RefSeq and is a predicted model, not a curated record. Lineage: Eukaryota; Fungi; Ascomycota; Sordariomycetes; Hypocreales; Nectriaceae. Gene Ontology annotation, molecular function: sphingosine-1-phosphate phosphatase activity. Bases 1 to 1761 code for a protein of 586 amino acids. Gene Ontology annotation, cellular component: endoplasmic reticulum membrane.
AUGAGCGACCCUCAACGCGAUGCCCCGCCGUUGAGCGCCCACAUUCCCGCUACCACCACAACCACGACGGUUCUGCCUACGACAAACGGCUCUGCCAAAGGCGACGACGUUCCCGAUGCCGGACUGAGAAGUCUCGAUCACUACAAGCGCGCCCUGCCAAAAUGGCGGUACAAUCUACGCCAACAGAUGCUACCUCUGAUCCGCUGGGAGACACCCUACCUUGCGUGGAUGCAAGAGAGGUUGCGGACUCCAGCUCUCGAUAGCUACUUCGCCAUCACUGCCAACCUUGGAACCCAUACCUUCUUCAUGAUCGGAUUACCCAUCUGCUUCUGGUGUGGUUAUGCAGCAUUUGGCAAGGGACUUGUACAUAUUCUUGCGCUCGGUGUCUUCUGGACAGGCUUUAUCAAGGACUUCUACUCUCUCCCGCGACCACUUUCGCCUCCUUUGCACCGAAUCACGAUGUCUGGUUCUGCAGCCCUCGAAUAUGGUUUCCCUUCGACCCAUAGCGCCAAUGCCGUAUCUGUCGCUGUCUAUGCGCUUCUGAUACUACGCAGUCCCGAUAACACGCUAGCUCCAACCACGAAGUUCGCACUCGAAUGCCUCUCAUACUUCUACGCUGCUUCGAUCAUAUUUGGGCGCUUAUACUGUGGCAUGCAUGGCUUCCUCGACGUAAUUGUUGGGUCCUUCAUGGGUGCCGCGAUUUCUCUUCUCGAAUUCUACUACGGACCUCCCCUGGAUGAAUAUAUGCACUCCAGCUCUUGGGCUGCGCCUCUUGUAGCUGCCUUGAUUAUUCUUAUACUCGUACGCAUCCACCCUGAGCCGGCAGAUGACUGUCCAUGUUACGAUGACAGUGUUGCCUUCGCUGGUGUUGUCAUUGGUCUCGAAUUCGGCACUUGGACGUACGGCAAAAUUGCGCUAGAUCCUUGGGAGACUCAUGCGCAUGGAGGAGGAUCAGUGGAUAUUACGCACUUGGGAUUGACUGCCAACGUGGCUAGGAUCGUUUUCGGCGUUCUUGUCGUCUUUGCGUGGCGCGAGACGAUGAAGCCUCUACUGCUUAAGCUCUUGCCUCAUCUAUUCCGAAUAUUUGAACAGGUUGGGGUGAACAUGCCUCGACGGUUCUUCACUCCUGCUAGUAAGUAUAAGACUGUACCAACAGGCUCUCGUAUCGAUACGCUUUUCCCUUCGCCGUCCGACUUCCCACGCAUGGUUGAGAGUAUCCGAAACCCUACCACCCGAGGUCGCUCUGUGUCGAUUGGUCCUCAGAGUGCCGCAGAUGCAUACGAGACCUUGGCGUAUAGAGAGCGCAAGCGACGCGAGAGUGUCAGCAGUAACCAUAGCUUGAAGAGCAAGUCAAGCAACCUGGAGCUCCAGACCACGCAUGAAGACUAUUCUGGCAAGGGAGCUCAGGCGUCUGGUGCACAGGCAAACCGAAUCGUCGAAUUCGAGCAGAUGAUGGGGACCGGCGAGGUUGUGACAACACCAGCCGCCGAUGAUGAUCGGGUUGAGAUAUUUGUUACGGGUACCGAGGACGGGUUGGGAGAGCGGGAGAUGUUCUCGCAAUUAAUCAAACCUCGUGUGCGAUACGACGUCGAGGUCGUGACUAAGCUCGUUGUUUACACUGGUAAGUUUACGGAAUUUUUCUCUGACAAGAGAAAUGGUUUGCUGACUGGUAUGACAGGUAUUGCUUGGUUUGCAGUGGCUAUUAUCCCCAUAAUGUUUGAGAUUGUGGGCUUGGGGACGAAUCAGUUACAUGAACGAUGA